CGAUAAAUGGCAGAAGAAACCGCCCUUGAAAGACUACCAUGUCGUUUAAUCGCUUGAAGGAAACCCUCCGCCCCUGCUCCAACUUCUCCGCCUCUUCCUCCACCACUACCGCCGCUGGCGCCUCCCACGCCUCGUCCUCCUAUACACAAUUCCCCCUUUCGAGGAAGCCGCCCAAAUCGUCCCUGUCGCAGCAGCUCCAACGCCUCGACCCCCAGUCCCUCUCCGAUGGCCUCCUAUUCCGUGCGCCCGACCUCGCAAGAAUACGACGAGUAGAAGAGGACAAAGAUGUGGAUGAGGAGGAGGAGGAGGAGGGUGGAGGUGUCGCAGCUACUGCUCGCUUCAACAGUGACGCGUUCCUUCCCCAGUCGGUCGCUUUUGAGGCUCGAGGGCCCUACGAGCCCUUGGUUCUUUCUUCUCCCGGAGAAACGCCUGUUGUUCAGGUUCCUGCAUCGAUUAAUUCAAGGCUUCUUGAACAUCAAAGAGAUGGUGUUAGAUUUUUAUACAAUUUGUACAAGAACAACCAUGGUGGUGUACUUGGAGAUGACAUGGGGCUUGGGAAAACCAUCCAGACCAUAGCUUUUCUUGCUGCUGUUAUUGGAAAAGAUGGUGAACAUGGAGUUCAUGAGAUGGAACAUGUCAUUAAGAAGGGCCCCACGCUGAUCAUCUGUCCAACUUCAGUUAUUCACAACUGGGAAAAUGAGUUUUCUGAAUGGGGAGACUUUAGGGUUGUUGUUUAUCAUGGACCAAAUCGUGCUUUGAUUAUUGAGAAACUCGAAUCUCAUGGUAUAGAGAUACUUAUUACUAGCUUUGACACUUUCAGGGUUCACGAUAAAAUUUUAUGUGAAAUUCCAUGGGAAAUUGUAAUUGUUGAUGAAGCACAUCGCUUGAAGAAUGAAAAAUCACGGUUAUAUAAAGCAUGCUUAGGAAUAAAAACCAGAAAAAGAUUUGGUCUCACUGGAACUAUUAUGCAGAACAGGAUAUUGGAGCUUUUUAAUCUGUUUGAUUGGGUUGCCCCCAGGUCCUUAGGGACUUGGGAACAUUUUCGGGAUUUCUAUGAUGAACCUUUGAAACAUGGUCAGAGGUUAAGUGCUCCAGAAAGAUAUGUCCAAAUUGCCGAUGAGCGGAAACAACAUCUUGUUGCAGUUUUGCAGAAGUACUUGUUAAGAAGGACCAAGGAGGAGACUAUAGGACAUCUUAUGUUAGGGAAAGAAGAUAAUGUUGUCUUUUGUGGAAUGAGUGAGUUGCAAAAGCGAGUUUACAAGAGGAUGUUGGAACAGCCUGAUGUCCAAUGCCUAAUAAAUAAGGAUCUUCUUUGUAGCUGUGGCAGCCCUUUAGCUCAGGUUGAGUGUUGCAAGAAGAUAGUUCCAAAUGGUAUCAUAUGGACGUAUUUGCACAGGGACAAUCCUGAAGGCUGUGAAUCAUGCCCCUUCUGCCUAGUUCUUCCUUGCCUUAUCAAGCUUCAGCAGAUAAGCAAUCAUUUGGAGCUGAUAAAGCCCAAUCCAAAGGAUGAUCUCGAGAAGCAAAAGAAGGAUGCUGAGCUAGUAUCUGCUGUUCUUGGUGCCGAUGUUGACUUGAUCGGUGGCAAUGCUCAAACUGAAAGUUUCAUGGGGCUUAGUGACGUUGAACAUUGUGGAAAAAUGCGGGCAUUGGAGAACCUAUUAUUGUCAUGGACUACAGGCGGUGACAAGAUUCUUCUUUUCAGCUACUCUGUCAGGAUGCUGGACAUACUGGAGAAGUUUCUUAUAAGGAAAGGCUACUGCUUUUCCAGGCUUGAUGGUUCAACUCCAAUGAGCAUACGUCAAUCACUUGUUGAUGACUUCAACAAAAGUCCAAGUAAACAGGUAUUCCUGAUAUCCACUCGUGCUGGCGGUUUGGGUCUGAAUCUGGUCAGUGCUAAUCGGGUUGUAAUUUUUGAUCCAAACUGGAAUCCUGCACAAGACUUGCAGGCCCAGGACAGAUCAUUUCGUUAUGGGCAGAAACGACAUGUUAUAGUUUUUCGUCUUCUUGCUGCUGGUUCUCUUGAGGAACUUGUUUAUUCUCGGCAAAUUUAUAAACAGCAGCUUUCGAAUAUUGCUGUUUCUGGAAAAAUGGAAAAACGUUAUUUCCAAGGUGUCCAGGAUUGCAAGGAAUUUCAGGGUGAGCUAUUUGGAAUCUGCAACCUUUUCCGUGACCUAUCUGACAAGCUUUUCACAAGUGAGAUAAUUGAAAUGCACGAGAAGAAAGGAAAGUAUUUAGCUACUCAGAUGAAUCCACUUAAUCCAGAAAGUGAAAAUUAUAUUACUCCUAUGGAAGCAAGUGAAAUAUCAUUUCAUGGUAAAUCUAAUGAGGCAGCAAUUUUUGAAGAUGAAAAGAAGCUUCAGGAGCUAGGUAUCGUAUAUGCUCACCGUAAUGAGAAUGUUGUCAACAUGGGGCCUGGAAAUUUAGGACAGAAAGAAGCAGGUACACAUGAAAACUUUACCGGGAAGACUUUAUCAAAGACACGAGGCAAUAGCUUGGAAAGAAUCUAUAAUGUGGGUAGACUUUCUUCUGAACAGUGGAAGAGGAAUGAAUUCAGAAGCAUUGCCCACAACAUGGGCAUGGCAGAGCUAGAAUUUAGCAAGUGGUUACUCUCGGCAUCACCAUCACAGAGGAUUGAAGUGCUACAGAAUUACAAGAAGAAAAAGAAGCAGAUGAUAGGACCUAUGAGGCUACCCAAAGACAAAUAGAGAAUUUAGAUCCGUGUCUUGUACCUAUUCUUUGUAUUGCCCUCCUAGAAACUGAGAAUCCUAGGGAACUAGAAGAAAACAGCAAAAGCGUGAUGGACAAGAGAAGAUGUUUGAUAAACCAUAUACUGUAUGGUUAUGAGCUGUAAUUAAAUAAAGAUGCUUCUGCUCCUGCCUGUACAUAAAUAAAAUAUGUUUUAUUUGUUGGUUUAGGUUCUUAA
This is a messenger RNA of Musa acuminata subsp. malaccensis (wild Malaysian banana), 2923 nucleotides long. Its product is annotated as switch 2. Gene Ontology annotation, molecular function: ATP binding; ATP-dependent chromatin remodeler activity. NCBI's taxonomy places the organism in Eukaryota, Viridiplantae, Streptophyta, Magnoliopsida, Zingiberales, Musaceae. The record is from RefSeq and is a predicted model, not a curated record.